Molecule: messenger RNA, 2320 nt
Organism: Lotus japonicus
Lineage: Eukaryota; Viridiplantae; Streptophyta; Magnoliopsida; Fabales; Fabaceae
Product: patellin-6-like
Exons: 4
Coding region: 342-1679 (445 amino acids)
Molecular function (GO): lipid binding
Source: RefSeq, a predicted model, not a curated record
ACCCCUCUGUCAAAAUUAAAAAAUAAAUCAAAAAACAGCGCGUGCUCUUACUCUCUCUCCCACAUUCAAAUUUCCUUCUUCUUCUUCUUCUUCUUCUUUCAUUCUCCCUUCUCACUCACUCUCACUCUUCCCCUUCCCUUUCACACACAACAAAACACAAAGCAAACCGCCACAAACCCAAAAUCUCGCCACAAAAUCCAAAUCUCGCCACAAAACUCUCUUCUCCCUGUCUCUUUCUUCCCUCUGUUUUCUCUGUCAUUUAGAGAGGAAGCUGUGUUUUUGCAGAGAAUCACCUACCCAUCUUCAUCUCAACACUCAAUCCACCCUGCAUUUUCCAUUUCAUGCAGAGAUUCCAUCUGGGUCUCUCUCAAAACACCCCCUUCAUGAUGGAUUCUUCCUUAUCAUCAUCAUCAUCCCCUAUCUCCCUCAAAAACCAAAACACACCCUUUCAAGACCCUCCACAAGCUUCCCCAAAACCCUCCAAGAAAAGCUUGGUAGCUUCUCUAAUGGGCGCUGCCACCACCCUCCGCACCCCUUCCUUCAAAGAAGACAACUACUUCAUCUCCCUUCUCAAAUCCUCUGAGAAGAAAGCCCUUCAGGAGCUCAAGGAAAAGCUCCUUGCUUCUUCUGAUUCUUCUUCUGAUUCUGGUUCUUCCAUGUGGGGUGUUCCUCUCCUUGGUGGUGAUGACAGAGCUGAUGUGAUACUCUUGAAGUUUCUCAGAGCGAGGGACUUCAGGGUUGGUGAAGCUCUCAACAUGCUUCUCAAGUGCUUGGCUUGGAGGAAAGAGUUUGCUGCUGAAACUGUUGCAGAAGAGGAUUUGGGGUUCAAGGAGCUUGAAGGGGUGAUUGCUUAUAUGCAAGGCUAUGACAGAGAGGGACACCCUGUUUGCUACAAUGCCUAUGGGGUGUUCAGGGACAAGGACAUGUAUGAGAGGAUUUUUGGAGAUGAAGAGAAGCUGAAGAAGUUUCUAAGGUGGAGGGUUCAGGUCCUUGAAAGAGGGAUCAAGCUUCUUCAUUUUAAGCCUGGUGGGGUCAAUUCUCUCAUUCAGGUCACUGACCUUAAGGACAUGCCCAAGAGAGAGCUCAGGGUGGCUUCUAAUCAGAUCCUUUCUCUGUUUCAAGACAAUUACCCUGAAAUGGUGGCUCGCAAGAUUUUCAUCAAUGUGCCCUGGUACUUUAGCAUGUUGUAUUCAAUGUUCAGUCCAUUUUUGACUCAAAGGACUAAGAGCAAGUUUGUAAUCUCUAAGGAAGGAAAUGCUGCAGAGACACUCUACAAAUUUAUAAGGCCUGAAGACAUUCCUGUUCAGUAUGGAGGACUGAAUCGUCCCAGCGAUUUGCAGAAUGGUCCCCCAAAACCUGCUUCUGAGUUCACUGUCAAAGGAGGGGAGAAAGUAAACAUACAAAUAGAAGGAAUUGAGGCUGAUGCAACUAUCACGUGGGACAUUGUGGUUGGAGGUUGGGACUUGGAAUAUAGUGCUGAGUUUGUCCCAAAUGCUGAAGGAAGCUACACCAUUGCAGUUGAGAAGCCAAGGAAGAUUGGAGCCUCAGAAGAAGCAAUUCACAACUCAUUCACUUCUAAAGAAUCUGGGAAAAUGGUACUCUCUGUUGAUAACUCUGCCUCCAGGAAGAAAAAGGUUGCUGCUUAUCGCUAUGUCGUCCGCAAAUGUAGCACCAGUUGAGAUGGCCAUUAAUAGCAUGUUUGGAUUCAUGUUUAAAUCUUCCAAAAUCGAUCAUACUCUCUCAAAAGCUAUUAGGAGUUUCUUCUCCCAUAAACAUGAAAAUCAUCUACCGUGCAUCCAAUCAUGCAUUAAGUUUCAAAUAGCUUUUUGGAGCUUUUUAUUUAACUUUUUGCUCUUGAUGUUUCUUUUGUCUAAUAUUUUGGAGGAUUCUUAUUUAUGCUUCUGAACUUGUCGAAGCCUGUUUAAUAGGGGUAUUAAUCAACUACUAGUAGUGUAGUGUACUAGUGUAUUGUAUAAAAGAGAACAAAUGGUGGUAGUGUUAUAUUUCUUGGUAUAGGAGAAAGGCAAUUAAGUUUGCUUGUGUUGCAUACCAUGUUUCUAUUUGUGAGCUAGUGACAAUUGCAUUGUCAUUUGAGACACGUGGAAUUUACAAGUUGGGAUUGGUUAUGGUGUCAAUUCAGAGAAAGACAGAGAUUGUUUAUUUGGCUUGUUGUGUAUGUUGCAAUCUACACAGGGAUCGCUUUGUGAAGGCGCAAUCUAUGGUUUGUGAUUUGGAGUUCUGUUUUUGUAUUGGGUUUGAUUGGUUGAAGGAAAGUGCUUGGGAUGUGUUAGUCGAAAUGAAAAGAAAAGUUACCACCAAA